GUACGAUGUAUGCGUCGCUGAUACUGGAACAUCGAUCAUUCCCAAGCUACAAAGCUGAUAGCUGUGAGAAUGCAGGUCAGUUAUUCGCGGCGAGGCCGUCUUCUGUGGAUGUCGAUCAUAGCCGGAUGCUAUCAAGCACGGGCUUAGGAGGUCGGAGAGAGCGAUUGACAGGACCGGCCGGCGUGCCUGUUUCAAUUCUUGUCCUGCUUCCAGGAUGCUACUAGGAUGCUGUGUGCGCCGAAGACCGCUGGGACGGAGCAGCCGAGGAAAAACUAAUGCAGGCGUGACGUGCAGACGGUAGAGUAUAAAGGCGACAUGUACAGCGGGGUAAGGGCCAGCAUCAAAGCAGUCCACCUCGCAUUCGCCUACACAGCUACCAUCUCUCAGCACCUACUUGUACUCGACACAAAAGAUGUUCGCCAGCACUCCCUUUGCCGCCCUCGCUACCCUCGCCCUCGCCCUCGUCGCUCAGGCGAACCCCUCCGCGUUCAACGCGCACCGCCGCUCGCUGACGGGCCAGACUGUCGCGUUCUCGUGUUAUGGCGGCGGAGGCGACUGCGAGUGCCCGACAGACCUGACGGGCGAUAGCGCAGGUGUGCUGAUCAACGUCUACCCCGGAUACCAAUGUGCAUAUCCCGGCGGUGCGUGCACCUGGGACGACAAGACCGGCGUUUUGCAGAACACUGCUCAGACGAAUUGCCCGAGCUCGGCAUCCUGCAGCCUCACCAGCGGCUGUAGCUGCCCCACGGACCUUAACGGCGACUCUGGUGUCAUGAUCAAUCAGUUCACGGGUUACCAGUGCGCGUACGCCAAUGGUGCAUGCACCUGGGAUUACCUCGGGAACUUGCAGAACACAGCGCAGACCAACUGCCCCACUAAGGCCGUGUGCGCCCAGCUCGCGGGUGACUCCUAGAUGACUUGAUGGCGGGGUAGGGGGCCGACGGUUUCAUGUUUCAUGGACCUUGUAGUUUGCUUGAUACGCUUGGCUUUUGUAUGGUAUUUCUGUAAAGCUUUCAUAAUCAGUGUCAUAUACAUGCGCGUCUUACUCGCGAUUGUGUCUU
This is a messenger RNA of Postia placenta MAD-698-R-SB12, 1061 nucleotides long. RefSeq lists its product as hypothetical. Lineage: Eukaryota; Fungi; Basidiomycota; Agaricomycetes; Polyporales; Adustoporiaceae. The coding region runs from base 413 to 913 and encodes 166 amino acids. The transcript has 3 exons. The record is from RefSeq and is a predicted model, not a curated record.